AGUCCAUCCACCAUCCUCCCAGCAGCGACCAUGUAGCAUUUCAUACCACUCCCGGUCGCCCCAGGGCUCCCUGUACCAUUCAACUCCCCAAUCGAAACAGCGACAACAAGCACGAGGGCAACGAUCCUCCCCGACGAAACCUCUGUCUCGACGCGCCGCUCUCCCAUCCACCAUGUCGUCCAUCAAACCCCAAACAGCACCCCCUCCCACCACGCACGUCCUCCUCUCCUACCCAGCCGACUACGUCCUCCUCGUCACCAUCAACCGCGAACGACAGAUGAAUUCGAUUCCCUUCGAGGGCCACCUGGAAAUGGGCCUCGUGUUUGACUGGUUCGAUCACGAGCCCAAUCUACGCGUCGCCAUUGUUACAGGAGCCGGCAAGAAGAGUUUCUGCGCAGGCCAGGACCUCAUUCAACUCGGAAAGAUAAGGAGCGGGGAGCUCAAAGCGAGUCCGGGGUUGAUGAGGCAUCCGUUGAGUGGGUUUGGGGGGCUGAGUAGGAGGAUGGGGAGGAAGCCGGUUAUUGCUGCUGUUAAUGGGUUUGCGCUGGGUGGAGGGUUUGAGAUUGUUCUGGGUUGUGAUAUGGUAGUAGCAGCACCACACGCAACGUUUGGUCUCCCAGAAGCGCUUCGCGGCAUCUUCGCCGGCGCAGGAGGCCCGCCUCGUCUCGUCCGCAACGUCGGACUACCCAUCGCAUCUGAAAUGGCACUGACCGGCCGUCCCAUCACCGCACAGCGAGCCAAGGAGCUCAACCUCGUGAACCGAAUAUCGCCAUCCCAGGAUACCGUCGUGGAAGAGGCAUUGAAGCUGGCGAAUGAGAUUGCGGCCAUUUCACCCGAUUCGGCAAUCGUCACACGGGCAGCGCUAAAGGAAGCUUGGGAAACGGGCAGUGUGGAACGGGCUACGCAGUUGACGAUUGAACAGUAUAAUCACGGUUUGAACGCGGGUGAGAAUGCGCUCGAAGGGCUAAAGGCUUUUGCUGAGAAGCGGAAACCGAAUUGGCGGCCUUCUAAGCUGUAGAUGUGAGAUUGAGAGAUAUUGGGCUCGCUGGACCUACGCUUUUUAGCAGUAGGUAGCUUACCGUUUUGCACUUGCAUUUUCCAAAACAUUCUUCAGGCGUUCUUGCUCGGUAUCAAGUGGCUAAGUCGUUCCUCGCAACGACGAAACUUUGUCCGUCAUCAUGUGUAAUGACAAAAUUUGGCAAUGUUUUCCUAUACAGGUACUGAGUAGUUUCGCAGGGACUAGAAGAUCUGAUAGAUACAAGCU
Alternaria alternata is the source of this 1264-nucleotide messenger RNA. RefSeq names its product carnitinyl-CoA dehydratase. The transcript is spliced from 2 exons. Lineage: Eukaryota; Fungi; Ascomycota; Dothideomycetes; Pleosporales; Pleosporaceae. Gene Ontology annotation, molecular function: enoyl-CoA hydratase activity. Gene Ontology annotation, cellular component: mitochondrion. The record is from RefSeq and is a predicted model, not a curated record. Bases 173 to 1018 code for a protein of 281 amino acids. Gene Ontology annotation, biological process: fatty acid beta-oxidation.